Messenger RNA from Serinus canaria (Common canary), 1536 nucleotides. RefSeq names its product solute carrier family 30 member 2 (gene SLC30A2). The record is from RefSeq and is a predicted model, not a curated record. The transcript is spliced from 8 exons. Gene Ontology annotation, biological process: response to zinc ion; zinc ion transmembrane transport. Lineage: Eukaryota; Metazoa; Chordata; Aves; Passeriformes; Fringillidae. Gene Ontology annotation, molecular function: zinc ion transmembrane transporter activity. The coding region runs from base 1 to 1536 and encodes 511 amino acids. Gene Ontology annotation, cellular component: plasma membrane.
AUGUCCGGCGACGCCUUGGGAUGGGGGGGACACACGGCAGGGACCGGCAGCCUGGCGAGCCGGCGCCUGCUCCAGCACAGGACACUUUUCUAUACGGCAGCAGCCCCCCAGCUGGCUGGCGAGAGGGCCCAGCCCGGGGCAGGCCCCGCGGGCGCUUUGCAGCCGGCUUGGCCGUCCCUCCUCCAGCCGGGAUUUGCACACGAAUCCCGGCUCUUCACACGAGCCAAGGCCACCGGCUGCCACCAGCGCCGGCCACACGCCGGGGUCACCCGCGCCGAGCCCCCGGCCCACAGGAGGAUGGCAGCCGGCGACGAGAAGCGGCACCUGCUGAGCGAGGGCACCGGCGGGUACGGGGGUGCCCGGGGGGGUUGGGGGUGCCGUGCCCCCUCUGCUCUGCGGCUCCCGAGCGGGGUCUGGCCGGGGAACGGGCUGGGGGCAGCGCUGAGGGUGCAGCCGGAGCCCCCCAGCCCCACGCAGCCCGCGGCCGGCAGGUGCUACGUGGGGGCUGCGCGGAAGGACGGACAGAGCGCGGCGCAGGGACAGGAGCCCGCCCUGGAGCUGGGGACACGGCGUGGCCAGCACUGCCACACGCGGGGGACCGGCGGCCACCCCGGGCAGCAGCAGCGGGCACGGAGGAAGCUCUACCUGGCCGCUGGCAUCUGCCUCUUCUUCAUGGUGGGGGAAGCCGUGGGCGGGUACCUGGCACACAGCCUGGCCAUCCUGACGGACGCUGCCCACCUGCUGACGGACUUUGCCAGCAUCAUGAUCAGCCUCUUUGCCCUCUGGGUGUCCUCACGCCCCCCCACCAAAACCAUGAACUUCGGAUGGCACCGGGCAGAGAUCCUGGGGGCUCUGCUCUCCGUGCUCUCCAUCUGGGUGGUGACGGGGGUCCUGGUCUACCUGGGGGCCCAGCGCCUGCUCUCGGGUGACUACGACAUCGAGGGCGGGGUCAUGCUCAUCACCUCCGCCUGCGCCGUGGCCGUCAACAUCGUGAUGGGGCUGGCUCUGCACCAGACGGGGCACGGGCACAGCCACGGGGCAGGCGGCGAGCAGCCCAACGCCAGCGUCCGUGCCGCCUUCGUGCACGUCCUGGGGGACCUGCUGCAGAGCCUCGGCGUCCUCAUCGCCUCCUACAUCAUCUUCUUCAAGCCCGAGUACAAGUACGUGGAUCCCAUCUGCACCUUCCUCUUCUCGGCGCUGGUGUUGGGGACAACGCUGACCAUCCUCAGGGACGUCCUCCUCGUCCUCAUGGAGGGGACCCCCAAGGGGAUGGAUUUCAACGCCGUGCGGGAGACGCUGCUGGCGGUGCGGGGCGUGGAGGCCGUGCACAGCCUGCACAUCUGGGCUCUGACCGCGGCACAGCCGCUGCUCUCCGUGCACAUCGCCAUCAACGCGGCUGCCAGCGCGCAGGAGGUGCUGGAGGAGGCCAGCUCCCGGCUGCAGGGCGCCUUCCGCUUCCACAGCACCACCAUCCAGGUGGAGAGCUACUCCGAGGAGAUGCGGGACUGCCGGGAAUGCCAGCCCCCCCGCGACUGA